CACUUCAUUUCUCACACAAUAGUCACGAUGAUGAUAAAUUUUCAAUCAGAUUUUGGAAAUGGAGGAUGAUGGGUUUGGCUCCUUUUCUGUUUGUUUUUUCAUUCAAACUGAUCCCUCGGUCUACCUGUGGCUUAGGACCCGGGCAGACGCGUUCAAGUUUUCCAAAAUGGCGGCAAAAAUUCAAGUAAAGUCGCCAUCUCCAAGUCCUCCUAAAAACCAAAGACAAGAGAAAUCAUCCAUACCGUUUGCUGAUGGGUUUGUCUUGCCGACUCCAUAUAAGAAACAUAGAGCACUCGGGAUACGCAAAAGAGAAAUCACAAAAGAAUACGAACCGGGUGAAAAUGGGGUGUUUUUCAAGAAUGGCACAGUAUAACGAGGAAGGACAAACAUUUAAAAGUUUUCUAUCGACAUGUCCAUGGCUCUCAACCAAAAAAAAACACUUAAUAAAAGAGGAUUUCCAUCCUGAGGGAAACUGUAUAAAGGAUAGGUAUCCAGAAGGAAAAAUAUACAUUCUUCCUCUGGGAGAUUUCGAUCGAAUGAGCCCUGAUAUCCACGUACUCGCACGAUAUGCACAACUCUUUUACGAUCUCCCUGUCGUUGUUCUCCCGAAGGUCGAUCUCAAAAUACCUGAAGAGAAAGAUGGACCAGUUAUGUGGUGUGAAUCAGCAUCAGAGCCAUCUGAUGGUGAAGACAAACCAAGAUCUAAAAGAAGAAAGAGCUCUCGUAUAGCUUCAAAUAUGCACAUACUGGACCAUAGAUGGAAUACAGGGAGAAUUCAGCUGAAGGUAGAUGGUAUCCUUAAGCUCUUGUCAAGGCACAGGCCUCCCAAUACUCUUUGCCUCAUUGCACUGACAAUGUCUGAUCUUUAUGAAGAGGAGCCAGAUUUAUUUGUUGCUGGAAUGGCUUCUGGAAACAAGGGCGUUGCAGUUUUUAGUUUUGCCAGGUAUGACCCUGUUAUAACAUUCUCUACUGAAUUUUGGUAUGAAAUUGAGAAGACUUUUAAUUUCAAAGAAGAAGAGAGGACUUCUCUAAUGCUACAGCGUAGUUGCAAGCUUCUAGUUCAUGAGAUUGCUCAUUUGUUUGGAAUUGACCACUGCAUAUGGUAUGCAUGCUGUAUGAAUGGCUCUGGACAUCUAGGAGAAGAUUUUUCUCAGCCAAUACACCUCUGCCCGGUUGAUCUGCAUAAGGUACAAAAGCUCUGUGGUUUUGAUGUGGUGUUGAGAUACAAAGGGGUAAGUGCCCACAUUCCUUUUUUGUCAAAGCAAACAGCAAACAAUGUGCUCUUUCUGCAGCUGGUUCUUUAUGAGAGCCCAAUAUGAACAAGGUAAUGGGGUGUGGUUCUUUAUGAGAGCCCAAUAUGAACAAGGUAAUGGGGUGUGGUUCUUUAGGAGAGCCCAAUAUGAACAAGGUAAUGUGGGUGUCGUUCUUUAGGAGAGCCCAAUAUGAACAAGGUAAUGGGGUGUGGUUCUUUGUGAGAGCCCAAUUUGAACAAGGUAAUGGGGUGUCGUUCUUUAUGAGAGCCCAAUAUGAACAAGGUAAUGGGGUGUCGUUCUUUAGGAGAGCCCAAUAUGAACAAGGUAAUGGGGUGUCGUUCUUUAGGAGAGCCCAAUAUGAACAAGGUAAUGGGGUGUCGUUCUUUAUGAGAGCCCAAUAUGAACAAGGUAAUGGGGUGUGGUUCUUUAUGAGAGCCCAAUAUGAACAAGGUAAUGGGGUGUGGUUCUUUAGGAGAGCCCAAUAUGAACAAGGUAAUGGGGUGUCGUUCUUUAUGAGAGCCCAAUAUGAACAAGGUAAUGGGGUGUCGUUCUUUAUGAGAGCCCAAUAUGGACAAGGUAAUGGGGUGUCGUUCUUUAGGAGAGCCCAAUAUGAACAAGGUAAUGGGGUGUCGUUCUUUAUGAGAGCCCAAUAUGAACAAGGUAAUGGGGUGUCGUUCUUUAUGAGAGCCCAAUAUGAACAAGGUAAUGGAGUGUCGUUCUUUAUGAGAGCCCAAUAUGGACAAGGUAAUGGGGUGUCGUUCUUUAGGAGAGCCCAAUAUGAACAAGGUAAUGGGGUGUCGUUCUUUAUGAGAGCCCAAUAUGAACAAGGUAAUGGGGUGUCGUUCUUUAUGAGAGCCCAAUAUGAACAAGGUAAUGGGUUGUCGUUCUUUAUGAGAGCCCAAUAUGAACAAGGUAAUGGGGUGUGGUUCUUUAUGAGAGCCCAAUAUGAACAAGGUAAUGGGGUGUCAUUCUUUAUGAGAGCCCAAUAUGAACAAGGUAAUGGGGUGUCGUUCUUUAGGAGAGCCCAAUAUGAACAAGGUAAUGGGGUGUCGUUCUUUAGGAGAGCCCAAUAUGAACAAGGUAAUGGGGUGUCGUUCUUUAUGAGAGCCCAAUAUGAACAAGGUAAUGGGGUGUCGUUCUUUAUGAGAGCCCAAUAUGAACAAGGUAAUGGGGUGUGGUUCUUUAGGAGAGCCCAAUAUGAACAAGGUAAUGGGGUGUCGUUCUUUAUGAGAGCCCAAUAUGAACAAGGUAAUGGGGUGUCGUUCUUUAUGAGAGCCCAAUAUGAACAAGGUAAUGGGGUGUGGUUCUUUAGGAGAGCCCAAUAUGAACAAGGUAAUGGGGUGUCGUUCUUUAUGAGAGCCCAAUAUGAACAAGGUAAUGGGGUGUCGUUCUUUAUGAGAGCCCAAUAUGAACAAGGUAAUGGGGUGUGGUUCUUUAGGAGAGCCCAAUAUGAACAAGGUAAUGGGGUGUCGUUCUUUAUGAGAGCCCAAUAUGGACAAGGUAAUGGGGUGUCGUUCUUUAGGAGAGCCCAAUAUGAACAAGGUAAUGGGGUGUCGUUCUUUAUGAGAGCCCAAUAUGAACAAGGUAAUGGGGUGUCGUUCUUUAUGAGAGCCCAAUAUGGACAAGGUAAUGGGGUGUCGUUCUUUAGGAGAGCCCAAUAUGAACAAGGUAAUGGGGUGUCGUUCUUUAUGAGAGCCCAAUAUGAACAAGGUAAUGGGGUGUCGUUCUUUAUGAGAGCCCAAUAUGAACAAGGUAAUGGAGUGUCGUUCUUUAUGAGAGCCCAAUAUGGACAAGGUAAUGGGGUGUCGUUCUUUAGGAGAGCCCAAUAUGAACAAGGUAAUGGGGUGUCGUUCUUUAUGAGAGCCCAAUAUGAACAAGGUAAUGGGGUGUCGUUCUUUAUGAGAGCCCAAUAUGAACAAGGUAAUGGGUUGUCGUUCUUUAUGAGAGCCCAAUAUGAACAAGGAAAUGGGGUGUCGUUCUUUAUGAGAGCCCAAUAUGAACAAGGUAAUGUGGUGUUCUUUAUGAGAGCCCAAUAUGAACAAGGUAAUGGGGUGUCGUUCUUUAUGAGAGCCCAAUAUGAACAAGGUAAUGGGGUGUCGUUCUUUAUGAGAGCCCAAUUUGAACAAGGUAAUGUGGUGUCGUUCUUUAUGAGAGCCCAAUAUGAACAAGGUAAUGGGGUGUCGUUCUUUAUGAGAGCCCAAUAUGAACGAGGUAAUGUGGUGUGGUUCUUUAUGAGAGCCCAAUAUGAACAAGGUAAUAUGGUGUCGUUCUUUAUGAGAGCCCAAUAUGAACAAGGUAAUAUGGUGUCGUUCUUUAUGAGAGCCCAAUAUGAACAAGGUAAUGGGGUGUCGUUCUUUAUGAGAGCCCAAUAUGAACAAGGUAAUGUGGUGUGGUUCUUUAUGAGAGCCCAAUAUGAACAAGGUAAUGGGGUGUCGUUCUUUAUGAGAGCCCAAUAUGAACAAGGUAAUAUGGUGUCGUUCUUUAUGAGAGCCCAAUAUGAACAAGGUAAUGGGGUGUCGUUUUUUAAGAGAGCCGAAUAUGAACAAAGUAAUGGGGUGUGGUUCUUUAUGAGAGCCCAAUAUGAACAAGGUAAUGGGGUGUCGUUCUUUAUGAGAGCCCAAUAUGAACAAGGUAAUGGGGUGUCGUUCUUUAUGAGAGCCCAAUAUGAACAAGGUAAUGUGGUGUGGUUCUUUAGGAGAUACCAAUAUAAACAAGGUAAUGUGGGUGUGGUCAAACACCUCUUUCCCCUCACCCACCAGAAUAAAGCCACACCCAAAAAAACUUUGUUACUCCUCGAAACAUCAAACCUAAAAAAUAGUGUGUGAUAUCUCCUCAGUUGUUGUGAAAUAUGUAAAUGUACACAAUAUAGGCAGGGCUGAGAGCAUUUUGGGCAACACGCCCCUACCCCUCACCCAUCACAGACACACCCAAACAACAUCUGCACCGUUGUCCUUUCUCAAAUUGACCAACCCUCAACAAUCUGAUCUGUCCACAGUUAUUACGAUUCUUUAGAGAACAUAGAAUGGAAAAAGAAGCAGAAUGGGUGUCAAGAAGAUUGGACUACAUCACAGGAUAGUGCUAAAAUGCUGACAAGUAACACCAAAUAUGUUCCAUAGAUCUGUAUUUGUCUGUGAGUUGUUGCAAUAUAAUUUACACAAUGUG
This is a messenger RNA of Nematostella vectensis (starlet sea anemone), 4415 nucleotides long. RefSeq names its product archaemetzincin-2. The transcript has 6 exons. NCBI's taxonomy places the organism in Eukaryota, Metazoa, Cnidaria, Anthozoa, Actiniaria, Edwardsiidae. Gene Ontology annotation, biological process: proteolysis. The record is from RefSeq and is a predicted model, not a curated record. Gene Ontology annotation, molecular function: metallopeptidase activity. Bases 252 to 1319 code for a protein of 355 amino acids.